AGCGGCUGCGGUGGCAGAUCAGGAUCGGGUCAGUAAAAGGAGAACAGAGAGAAGCAUCUCACCCACGGGAGCCAUGACUUCCUACAGCUACGACCCGUACUUUUCCACCUCGUACAAGAGGCGCUAUGUGGAGAGCAGCCCCCGAGUUGUCCUGCGGAGCGGGGCCCGCUCCGUCUACUCCACCCACUCGGCCCCUCUGUCCUCCGGCCUGUCCCGCGUCAGCUACUCCAGCUACGGCCGCGGCUUGUCCUCCACCUCCUCCCCGCUGCUGUCCGUGGCCGCGGCAGAGCUGGACCUGAGCCAGGCCGCGCAGGUGAGCUCCGAGUUCAAGUCAGUGCGCACCCAAGAAAAGGCCCAGCUCCAGGACCUGAACGACCGCUUCGCCAGCUUCAUCGAGCGGGUCCACGAGCUGGAGCAGCAGAACAAGGUGCUGGAGGCUGAGCUCCUGGUGCUCCGGCAGAGGCACGGCGAGCCCUCCCGCCUCAAGGCGCUCUACGAGCAGGAGGUGCGCGAGUUGCGCAUGGCCGUGGAGGAGGCACGUGGCGAGAAGCAGGCCGCCCAGAUCAACAAGGACCAGCUGGAGGACGCCCUGCGAGGCCUGCAGGCCCGCUACGAGGAGGAGGUGGAGGGCCGGGAGGAGGCGGAGGGCCGGCUGAUGGAGGCCAGGAAGGGGGCGGACGAGGCGGCUCUGGCCCGGGCUGAGCUGGAGAAGAAGGUGGAGGCGCUGCUGGACGAGCUGGCCUUCCUGAAGAGGGUCCACGAGGGCGAGAUCUCCGAGCUGCAGUCGCAGGUGCAGUACAGCACCCAGCUGUCCGUGGAGAUGGAGGUGGCCAAGCCGGACCUGUCGUCGGCUCUGCGGGACAUCCGCGGGCAGUACGAGAAGCUGGCGCACCAGAACAUGCAGGCGGCCGACGAGUGGUUCCGCAGCAAGGUGAGCGUGAUGACGGAGAGCGCAGCUCACCACAGCGACACCAUGAGGAACACCAAGGACGAGGCCACAGAGUACCGCCGCCUGCUCAAAGCCCGGAGCCUGGAGAUCGACGCCUCGCGUGGCAUGAACGACUCCCUGGAGAGGCAGCUACAGGACAUGGAAAACAAACAGAGCGCUGAGAUCGCCGCCAUGCAGGAAGCAAUCAACCAGCUGGAGAAUGAGCUAGGAGCCACCAAGAAUGAAAUGGCCCGUUACCUGAAAGAGUAUCAGGACCUGCUCAAUGUUAAGAUGGCCUUGGACAUAGAAAUUGCUGCUUACAGAAAGCUGCUGGAAGGGGAGGAAUCACGCUUCAGUGCGGGAGGUGCCAUGUCCAGCGUCUUCUCCUCGGGUGUGUCAGCCGCCCCUGCUUUCGGCCGCUCCAUGUUCUCUCUGCAGUCCAGCUUGACCUCUGGUGCCCCCUACCUGCUCAGCUCCCGCCUGCUCAGCUCCUCCUUCUCCUCUGCCGAUGAGAUCAUUGCUGUCAGCCAAGCACAGCGAGCAGAGUCCAGCCCACCCCACGAAGAGGAAGAGGAGGAGGAGGAGGAAGAGGUAGAAGAGGAGGAGAAGGGAGAGGAAGAAGACGCACAAGAGGGAGAAGAAGGUGGAGAUGCAGAUGAAGAAAAGGGAGGUGAAGAGGAAGAGGCAAAGGAAGAAGGAGAGGAGGAGGAAGGAGGAGAAGAAGAAGAGGAAAAGGAUGAAGGAGAGGAGGAAGAGGGAGGAGAAAAAGAAGAGGGUGCAGAGGGAGGAGAUGGAGAUGAAAAGGUAGAAACCGAAGGUGGAGAGGAUGAGGAAGAAGGGAAAGAUGAGGAAGAAAAGGAGGGAGGAGAGAGCACAAAGGAAGAUGAUAAGGAAGAAAAAGAAAAGCCAAAGGAGAAAAAGAAGGAUUGAGACAAAACCAUAGCCACUCGACAAUAUGAAUGAAAUCUGGGACAGAAUAACUAGUAUAAACAACCUUCAAAAGUGUGCUAAUUAUCAAGGUGCUCUAUGCAAAAAAUAAUAAAUUCUGUCCAUCACAUGGGAAAAAACUACACAUCAAAAUAAACGCGAAUGUGAUUACUUGCAAACAUGCUGAACUGCUACAAAUUAUGGGUGCAGGAGUGAAUAAGCGAAUAUGCAUGGUCAUGUAUUUAUUUAAAUGUGAGCUUGUGAGCGAGUUUGUGAGAGGGAGUGCCAAUUUUGUGAUGUGUAUGAAUUUGAGCUUCAUGUCAACCUUUAACUUGUCAGUAUGUUCUACUGUACCAGAUGUUCACUCACUGUGUCACCACAACUUGCCUAUUAAAAAACUGACAAGUGAGAAUGAUUGAGAUUUCAAUCAAAUUGCCUUAGUCAAAAUGCCUCAACUAAGUAUCUAUGAUCUACUGUUGGAAAAAAAAAAAACAGAAAUAAAGAUUGAAAACCUG
Molecule: messenger RNA, 2370 nt
Organism: Conger conger (European conger)
Lineage: Eukaryota; Metazoa; Chordata; Actinopteri; Anguilliformes; Congridae
Gene: neflb
Product: neurofilament light chain b
Exons: 4
Coding region: 74-1858 (594 amino acids)
Biological process (GO): neurofilament bundle assembly
Cellular component (GO): cytoplasm; axon; intermediate filament
Molecular function (GO): structural constituent of postsynaptic intermediate filament cytoskeleton
Source: RefSeq, a predicted model, not a curated record